AUGCCUGAUGCUGAACAACCUGCUCUCGACAAGAACAAAUUCGACAACCAAGUUGAGUUUCCUCAAGCUCUCAUCGACGCUCCUGCUGAGGACCGCAAUGGAAGGGUCAAGACACUACACGCCGCCUUAUCCCACGAUCUCUUCUCAUUGGCGUUCUUACCCCUCCGCAAACAUGUGUCUCCUACGACCAACCACGAGCGAGUCAAUGAACCCCAGCAAGAAACCCCCCGACUGAAUGACGGUCAUCUUCUCUGUCGUUCCUUUCCUCAGGAUCUCCGACUCGCUGAGCCUUACAACACCACUACCUUCGUCGAUCAGGUCGAUAGCCCUGACAAGAUCUUCUAUGUCGACAACAAUCUUCACAAUGUUCAAAUGCCCUCACAAAUCCAUCAUCCCCUCGCACGGCAACACCGCCACCUUGCUUUAUGUCCAAUGCUACUACAUGUCUCUGCGAGAAGCAUGUUGCGACAAGACCUAUAG
Messenger RNA from Fusarium mangiferae, 480 nucleotides. RefSeq lists its product as uncharacterized. The transcript is spliced from 2 exons. Bases 1 to 480 code for a protein of 159 amino acids. The record is from RefSeq and is a predicted model, not a curated record. NCBI's taxonomy places the organism in Eukaryota, Fungi, Ascomycota, Sordariomycetes, Hypocreales, Nectriaceae.